Molecule: messenger RNA, 1747 nt
Organism: Erythranthe guttata (spotted monkey flower)
Lineage: Eukaryota; Viridiplantae; Streptophyta; Magnoliopsida; Lamiales; Phrymaceae
Source: RefSeq, a predicted model, not a curated record
CAACUAACAAAUGGAGAAAAACAAGAGAGGAAAUGGUUAGUCUACUCAAAACUUGGAGAUAAGAUAUUUUGUUUUUGUUGUAAAUUGUUCAAGCAAGAUGGAGUUAAAAUGCAACUGGCCACGGAAGGUUUUAAUGCUUGGAAAAAUAUUUCAAGCAGGCUAAAGGGUCAUGAAUGCAGUAACGAUCAUAUUAUCUGCAUGAGUCGGUGGAUUGAAACCGAGACGAGAAUGCGUAAAAGAGAAACAAUUGAUAAAUCUUUGCAAGAAAAGAUGAAUAAUGAGAAGGACUAUUGGCGACAAGUCCUAUUAAGGAUAAUUGCUCUUGUUAAAACUCUUUCACAACAAAACUUGGCAUUACGUGGUAGUAAUGAGACACUUUUCGAAGAUGGCAAUGGAAACUUUUUGAAAUUCAUUGAGAUGAUGGCAAUAUUUGAUCAUAUAAUGCAGGAGCAUGUCAGGCGAAUCCAAAUGAGUCAGAUUCACACUCAUUAUCUUGGUCCCAAAAUUCAAAAUGAAUUGAUCCAAUUAUUGGCAAGCGAGGUCAAGUGCACGAUAGUGGAGAAAAUAAAAAAAGCAAAGUAUUUCUCAAUUAUACUUGAUGUUACUCCAGAUUCUAGUCAUGAAGAACAAAUGACUCUUGUGAUUCGAUGUGUAGAUGUUACGGUAAGUCCAGUGAAAGUGGAGGAGUACUUCUUGGGCUUUCUCAAAGUAGAUGAUACCACAGGACUUGGACUUUUCAGCGAACUUGAAGAGGCGUUAAAAAAUCUUCAACUUGAUAUUAAAGAUAUAAGAGGCCAGGGAUACGACAACGGUUCUAAUAUGAAAGGAAGACAUAAAGGUGUGCAAAAAAGAUUAUUGGAUCGAAAUCCAAGAGCAUUCUAUGUACCAUGCGGCUGCCACAGUCUCAAUCUUGCACUCAGUGAUAUGGCUGGUUGUUGUUCACAAGGUAAAAACUUUUUUGGCAUUAUUCAGCGUAUAUAUUGUUUGUUUUCAGCUUCAACAAAACGAUGGGGCAUCUUAAAAAAUAAUGUGAGUGGCCUUACACUUAAGCCAUUGUCACAAACACGAUGGGAAAGUCGCCUUGAAAGCGUAAAACCAUUACUUCUUCAAACUGAAGAAAUAAGGAAUGCUUUAUUGGAUUUGGCUAAUAGCAAAUGAAAGCUUGGAGAGUAGUUGUAUGAAACUUGAAGAACAUUUGAAAUGUGGUACAUGUUCUGAUGUUAAUGGGCGAGAUCUGUUUUCGGAAUUGAGAAUGUUAAGAGAACUUUUGCCAAAAGAGAUUGAAAAGGCAAUUGGAGUAUUGAAUUAUUUGAAAGAAAUGAACACUUGUUUCCCGAAUGCAUGGAUUGCUUAUAGAAUACUCCUCACUGUACCUGUUACAGUUGCCUUUGCAGAGAGAAGUUUCUCAAAGUUGAAGUUGCUUAAAUCUUACCUUCGGUCAACUAUGUCCCAAGAAAGACUGAAUGGAUUAGCUAUUCUAUCCAUUGAAAAACAUAUUACAGGGAAGCUUGAUUUUACGAGCCUGAUCGAUAAAUUUGCAGCUAAGAAAGCAAGAAAGAUAAUAUUUUAUGAUUGGUAAAUGUAUUUUUGUAUUGAAUAUUUAUGAAUUAUGAAUUUAACUACAUUAUGUAUUUUUUUUAUGUUGUUAUUUUGUUAUAUUUUUUUUUUAACAUAAUCAUCGUUAAAGGGGGCCUCAUUUUUCGUCUUUCUCCUUCUCCGCCUUGGGCCUCUCGGACUCUAGGACCGG